This is a messenger RNA of Ambispora leptoticha, 930 nucleotides long. NCBI's taxonomy places the organism in Eukaryota, Fungi, Glomeromycota, Glomeromycetes, Archaeosporales, Ambisporaceae. The record is from the annotation of a GenBank genome assembly.
CCCAAUAUUCUCUAUCAAGAAACAGAUGAAUCUAUAAAUGUAGUGCUAAUCGACUUUGAUUGGGCGGGUGAGGCUGGCAAAGUCUCUUAUCCUUCCUUCUUGAACAUUCGAAGUGUCAAAAGACAUUCUGAUGCAAGAUCUGAUAAGGAUUACCCGUAUAUGAAAUAUUAUAGUUAUAACGGUUCAAGUGAAUACAAAAAAGCAAUGCGUUUCUUGGAGAUAGGUUGCAAUUGUGGUUGUUCGAAAAUGAUUCCAAGAGAAAAAUUUGCCGAAUUACGUGAAGCGUUUCAAGCUCUGUAUAGAUCCGAGCAAGAUCUAUUUUUAAUGGCUCAACUUCAAGCAAUGAAUGGCGGCGAAAUAACCACCAGUCGACGCCUUAAAAAGAAAACGCGAAUUGGUCGCACUUCGAAAACUCCUGGUAGAAAUGUCAAUCGCAUUACUCAAUCGCUUACACUUUUGCCAGCUGAAACAAGUUACAAGUCAGUCUAUCGUGAUUUUAUUGCAGGUCUUGAAAACGAUAGCACAUUGAAAUUGUUAAAAUACGGCGCGUUUCGCAAGUUAUGGCACCAAUUAACGCUUUAUAUUCAAAUUAUGAGUCCAAGAACGGAUUUAUGCGACACGUGCCAACAUUUCCGGAAUGGCUUACAGUAUAAUGCCCGUAAGGAAGAAGAAGCAAAAGAGUUAUUGAAAAAAUACAAAGAACAUUUAGUUAAGGCCAAGUUAGAGAGAAACUAUUGCAACAAAAACGAAAUUAGCAGAACAACAGAGAAAAUUGCGCAAAAUGUUCACGUACCCCAUUCCGAUCAACAAGCAAGUAAAAUUUAUUAUCUCAGUCCACGUAAAGUGCAUUUAUUUGGUGUUCAAGAUGAAGCAGCACGCGAACAAAUUAAUUACAACGAAAUAAUAGGCAAGGCCCUAAUGGCACGCUAA